Hypanus sabinus (Atlantic stingray) is the source of this 5359-nucleotide messenger RNA. It is a transcript of the gene spon2b, whose product is annotated as spondin 2b, extracellular matrix protein. Bases 764 to 1843 code for a protein of 359 amino acids. The transcript has 6 exons. Gene Ontology annotation, biological process: cell adhesion. Gene Ontology annotation, cellular component: extracellular matrix. The record is from RefSeq and is a predicted model, not a curated record. NCBI's taxonomy places the organism in Eukaryota, Metazoa, Chordata, Chondrichthyes, Myliobatiformes, Dasyatidae.
UGUUAAGCUACAUAAACGGCAGAGGCAGUUUGCUAGAAUCGUGUUACAAUAGGUACAUGUCAGCUUUAAGGCGGUAACAAAACUGCCCUGGGGUGGAAGAAUGAGGGGUGAUUUGUGUUUUACUAUCUCACAUUUGAACCUAUCACUAGAAAGGAGGUUUUAGAUAUUAGAGAAACAAUAAAUAAAUACAUCUUUACAUGCCAAUGCGGUGCGCACACCCUCAAAUGUGAGGUCGAAAGGUUACAAUAAUUGUUUGCCUAACGAGGGUUCGGUCGAAGCAUAAAUACCAGGCUGUUACUGUCGAUUACUGCAGAGGUUCAGCCGCAACCCUACUCAACACCUGCAAACCCUGCCAGUUAACAGGCUCAACAUUCAGUGAGUAUACGGCGUUGUGCAGAGAACGCGUGGAGAGGCAGCAGCUCAUUUAAUAGAUGGCGCAUGCCCUUCCUACAUUUUCUGCUUUUCCACUAUUUACGAAGAACAAUAAAUGUUAAUACAUUGCUGUAAAAUAUUUUCUUCUUCCUCGCUUCUUUGUAUUUGCCUCGUGGUUAAGCCAUUGAAUUAACACCAGCCGGAAGAAGGAAUGUAACAUUCUAUUGAGAAAAUUGCCAAAUGCAAACUUGAUUUAAACGUCUGAGAACUGAAAUGUUGCUUAUUAUCGAAAUCCAAUGAGGUGAAUCUUUCUGUCAACAAAUGCAUUCAUGUUGAUCCCUUUUUGUUUCCCGCAGUACUUAAACAUAUCCCCCAAGAGAUAGUUACGACGAUGUGCAAAGUUUGGAAAGUUUUUGGUACGCUCCUUGUCGCGAUACUGGGUUGUGCGCGCUGUCUUCCCCUGGAUGACGAGCCUCUGUGUACGGCGAGGGGCCGCGCCAAGUACAGCCUGGUCUUCACGGGCAAGUGGAGCCGCACUGCCUUCCCCAAACAAUAUCCGCUCUACCGGCCUCCGGCGCAGUGGUCCCCGCUCAUUGUGGUCACCCACAGCAGCGAUUACCACAUGUGGCGGCUGGGCGAAUAUGCCAGUAAUGGAGUGCGGGAGUUUGUGGAGAAAGGCGAGGCCUGGCCAUUGAUGAGAGAGGUUGAAGCAUCAGGCGAGAAAAUCCAAAGUGUCUAUGGAGUUUUCUCAGCACCAGCUGUCCCUAGUGGUGUGGAACAGACAUCAACUGAGUUUGAGGUGCAUGCCAGGCAUUCUCUUCUGUCCUUCAUUGCUCGCAUUGUGCCAAGUCCGGACUGGUUUGUAGGUAGUGACAGUCUGAAUUUGUGUGAAGGAGAUACUUGGAAGGAGCAAGUCCUCAUGGAUCUGUAUCCCCAUGAUGCUGGAACAGACAGUGGCUUCACUUUCUCAUCUCCAAAUUUUGCAACUAUUCCCCAAGAGACAAUCACUGAGCAUAAAUACAAUCUGCAGAUACUGGAAAUCCAGAGCAACACACAUAAAAUGCUGGAGGAACUCCCAGCAGGUCAGGCAGCAUCUGUGGAAAGGAAUAAACAGAUAACGUCAAGUUCACCAAGUCAUCCUGCAAACUCAUUCUUCUAUCCCAGACUGAAGCAACUGCCUGCAAUUGCAAGAGUAACACUGACUAGGCUGAAGGAUAGCCAGUUAAUUGGGAUUUCUACAGUUCAAUCCAAUCUUUUUCCCAUGGGAAACGAAAUAGAUGACUCUGUGUCAGAAACCCCACUGGAUUGUGAAGUUUCCACGUGGUCUUCCUGGGGCCUGUGCACGGGGAAAUGCACAGAGGUGGGGAUUAAGCACCGCACUCGCUACAUCAGGUUGAAACCAGCCAAUAAUGGUAACCCAUGCCCAGUGCUCGAGGAGGAGGAGCAAUGUGUUCUGCACAAUUGCGUGUAACAGCGCCACCCAGUGGUGACAACUUUUGUUGGAUUUUAAGGACUGAAUCUUACCAAAGAUGGGAUACUCAUGCAAUACCAAUGAACUCAGUUGUUAAUAAUCUAGGUUUUUAAAUGCCAGCUGCAUUGACAGUUAUUCCGUGUUAACACUAUUUUUAUUCUGUCAAGUUUGAAGUUUGCUGGUUGAAAAAUUCAGUUUCUCUCUACCUUGUUUAGCAUCAAUAAUCCAGAAAUUAGUGUAAGCCUUGAAUCAAAACUAUAGUCAUCGAUACAUAGUGGUAACUCAUCUCUUAAGCGAGCUCGUAGAUUAGAAUGCAGCUUUGAAAUCACUCCCAGCAUCUUGCAUUAUUUAUACUGUGCUCCAUUUCAAUUUACACAAAUCUUUAUGUUCUAUGCUGCUUUACGAUGUGGAUGGCAAAUGUGAUGCCGUCUAGAAUCUUCCUUUGUGAUAAUAUUUAUACAAGAAGAUCGAUGACUAUUUUAGUUUUAAUUUUAUAAUCUGAAUUUAAUUACCUGGCAAUGUGCAGUAGCUAAUUAAUAGUUCUAAGAUAAUAGCCAAAAGAAUUAUUUAAAAAUAGUGAUGUUGAUGUGCUUUUGCCCAUGUGUUCUUAUUUAAGAGUUGCCUUGUUCUAUAAAUUAACUAGAUGAGUGAUUGGGUCUUAAGAGAUUGCAAUCACUUUUCUUUGGCAAACAACAUCAUGUACUAUUUGAAGACCUUGAACAUUAACAAAUAGCAGUGCCCUUGAGAAAGCAUUUUGACAUUAACUACAAGCAUUUUGCCACACAUUUCAGUUCCCCUUUUACCCAGUUCUAUCUUUUGAGUGGAAGUCUAAUCAAAAUAUUACAAAUAAAUGGUGCAUUAAUUAAUGGAACUCUUUUAGCCCAGCUUUUCUCUUUAUAAAUAUCUACAUUGCUCAUCAAGGAAAUUAAUGUGUUUCAAUGUAAAGUUUAACAUACUGUUUUUAAUUAUUUUGCUAGUGAAGAAGUUGUCUCCUGAAAUGUUAGCACUAGUGUUAAUUAAAAUCAAAAGCCAAAAAAUACAAUAUGUGUAUAGAAAUAUAUAUAUAAAUAUAUCCUUGAUAUUAGAACAGUUUUUAUGUAUUUCUAUAGGUCUCUCAAACCAAUUAAUGUUCACUGGAAUUUACCAAUUAUCUAAUGUUCUGCUGGGGAUCCAAUAUUGACUAAAACAUAUAGAUUUAUGUGAUUGAUAUAUUGAUGCAAGACAUUUUGUGAUGUCAUGAAAAUGAUUGGAUUUCAGACAACUUCUUAGGAAAUUUGUACAGUAAACCAAUAAUUUUAACCAUUGUUUGUGGGAUAGAGUAGUAUGCAUGAUUCUUCAUGAAGAGAGAAAUCAAAUCUGUGGAAGAGUCAUUUGAAUAUACAGUAUAUAGCUUCAUUAACCAGCCAUAGAACAGAAAUGGUUAGGAUAUCAUCUCUGGGAUUUCCCAGAAUGUUUUCAUGUCGAUAAAUUGAGAGGCUCCUAGUGAGCACUCAUCCUUAUUGAUUUGUUAAGGUACUUAAGAGAAGUUCAACAUGGUGGUAUGACAUGUUGGUCAAUGUGGGUGUGGUCAGCACAUUUCUUUUUUUCUAAAUGAGACUAGUAAAACAACUAGAUUUGAUGAAAAUGUUAUAUUCUCUAUUCCAGAUUCUUCAAAUUGAACACGAUUUCUCAUACAGGUAUUCCAAUUACAAGUAAUAAUUUGCAUUAACAUAACUACUGUACUAUUCACAUCCCUGGUGAUUCUAGCUACUCCGAACUUGAGGGAAAGUUGGUGUCUUUGGUAUUAAAGUCCCACUUUGAAAUAGUAUCUCAAAUUAAUUAUGCAACACACAACAACAGAGUAUAAUGAAAAUUAUUUUAGUUGAGCAAAGUUUUUUUAAAUUGCUGGUACUGCUGAGUUAAGAACUUGUGGGGGCUUUCAAACUUGUAGGAUACAUGUGAAAAUAUACAGUUUAUAAAUCAAAGAACUGCAGAUGUUGUAAAUCUGAAAGAAAAGUAGAAAUGCUAGAAGCACUCAGCAGGCCGGACAGCAUUUGUGGAAGGAGAAACUGCUAAUAUUUUGGGUCCCUUCAUUAGAACCAGUCAUACUUCUGAUGAAAGGUUGCAACACAAGUCUUUGACUCAAGAGGUACUGCAGAUGCUGGAAAUCUAGAGCAAUACACACAAUGUGCUGGAGGUACUCAGGAAUAAACAGUCAACUAUGGGGCUGAGACUCUUCUUCACCUUCAUCAGGAGUCCUGAUGAAAGGUCUUGGCCCAAAAUGUCGACAGUUUAUUCCCAUCAAUAGAUGCUGUCUGAUCUGCUGAGCUCCUCCAGAACAUUGUGUGUAUUGCACAAGAAUUGACUGUUCUCCUCAAAACAAGAUUAUACAAUACUGUUUCACCAUUUUUCUAAUUUUUGUUUUCAAUAUCCAUGCUGCAUGAGUAUUAUGCCAAACACAAGCCAUGCUUAUGAUGACUGCUGGUCAAUAUUUCAAUUGUGUAUUCUUUCCUAACACAAAAUUUAUUUACAUAAAUUUACUUUAUGUAAAAUAUAUAUGAACAUCUUAUCUCCUCUUCUAAAUUGUGGAUCAAUGAAAUGUUGGGAUUGAAGUGUGGAAUGCAUUGGCAGAGCUUGGAUAUAUGGUACAUGAGCAGUAAUCUGCCUUUAUCUCUGGUAUGGAUAAUAUGCAGUGAAUAUUAGUUCAUUUUAUGUAAACUGUACUUCUGACUUAAUUCACCCAUAUAAUACCAGAGCACAACUGUGAGAGCAGGUUGUAUUAACAGUUUCAGUUUAGAAAGGAUAUAGGAUUGUUUUAAUUUGAUGGUACUUAAGUUGAUCAAGGAAGUUUAAUAGCAGUACUUAAAGCAAUCUAAGUGUUUAAUAACAAGAUGGAAGCUCUGCUAUCAGAGAAAAAAUAUCCUUGACCAUUAGACCAUUGAGAAUUUAAAUCAGGAAGGAUAUUUUCACACAAAGAACAGCUGAAAUUUGGAAAAUUCCAUCUAACAAUUGAGUCAAUUGAAAUGUUCAAAACUGAGAUUGAGUGCUUUGUUAAGUGUGGUGUUGAAGGAUACUGACAAAGCCAGGUACACUGGUGAAGCACAGGCCAAUGUGAUCUGACUGAAUGUGAAGUGCUCGAUGGCCUGCUCAUAUUCCUCUGUUCAGAUGUACUCUUAAAAUGCAUGAGUGGUACUGUGCUCGGAUUUGUAUUUCGUUAAAUGGAUGCACAAAAUCAAUUUGCACUUGCACUUAGGAUUCUUAAUUUUGAAUUUUUGCAUUGUGCAUAAUUUCAAUUCAAAAAGGACUACUAGAACAGAUAUUGCCACCAUUAGCUGAUAUCUUCUGCUUGUGUGCCACAGUCUGUACUUCCAAAAGGCCCUGUGUUUGCUGUUUUCCAAGUUCUUUAUUUCCACUGAACAUGUAUUUGUAUAUACUUGACUGCUUGUACAUUGUUGUAUUUAAUUCUAUAGUUGCAUAAGUGAAUAUCUUUUGUACUUGUUUGAAUCCAAUUAAAGAAUAAAUGUUUUGUCUGCUUGU